AACAAGAAUGCUAUGGGAAAAUUGACCCUUUACAAUUGCAGAGAUACCGAUGCGCGUAGCAGUGAAGCCUCUUCUUCUUCUUCAGCUUCCCAACUUCCGACCGACCAAGAAACCCAACAUUUUGCCGACGUUUCGAAACUCCUAUUCCAUUCCUCUAAAUACUCCAUUUCAAACCACCCUCACCAAGACCCUCACCCGAGGUAUUUCAAUGGCCGCUUCUUCGCCUCCGCCGACGACCGUACACGUCAGGGACGAAAUCGAACUCACCAACGUCGAGAAGAAGAUCUUCGAUAGGCUUCUUGGAACUCUUCGCCAUUUCGGCCUCCAAAACCAGCUCCGAGUCGCUGGCGGCUGGGUGCGUGACAAGCUUCUAGGGAAAGACUGCUACGACAUUGAUAUUGCUCUGGAAGACAUGAUGGGCUCUGAAUUUGUUGCCAAGGUCAGGGAUUAUUUGUUAUCUGUUGGGGAAGAGCCACAAGGAAUUGCUGUUAUUCCAAGCAAUCCAGAGCAGUCAAAACAUUUAGAAACAGCAAGGAUGAGGAUAUGUGAUAUGUGGAUUGAUUUUGUAAACUUAAGGUGUGAAGAGUAUAGUGAUGAUAGUCGCAUUCCUAAAACGCAAAAAUUUGGCACAGCGGAAGAAGAUGCAUAUAGAAGGGAUCUAACCAUUAACAGUUUGUUUUACAAUAUUAACACCAGCUCGGUUGAAGAUUACACUAAAAGAGGCCUAGAAGAUCUGAAAUCUGGAAGAAUUGUGACACCUUUACCACCUAAGGCUACUUUUAUGGAUGAUCCACUACGAGUUCUCCGAGCUAUUCGUUUUGGUGCACGAUUUGAAUUCAUUUUAGAUGAAGAACUAAAGGAAGCUGCUGCCGGUGAUGAUGUAAAGGGUGCACUGGCAGCUAAAAUUAGCCGAGAGCGUAUUGGAACUGAAAUUGAUCUCAUGAUUUCUGGAAAGCAACCGGUCAAAGCAAUGGCCUAUAUUUGUGAUUUGAAGUUAUUUUGGGUUGUCUUCAGUCUUCCUCCAAAGUUUGAGCCUGCAGUAUCAGAAGGAUGCGACAGGCUUUGCAUUGGUUACUUGGAUGCUACAUGGAACCUUAUUCAGUUAAUUGGUUGCUCCACGUUCAGUGAUGAAUAUAGAAGGCUCUGUUUGUAUGCCGCAAUGUUCCUUCCACUCAGAAAAACAAUAUAUAAGGAUAAUAAAGCAAAAAAGAUUCCUGUUGUUAACUACAUUUUACGGGAGUCUCUUAAGCGAAAAGCCAGCGAUGCUGAAACAGUUAUAAAUGUUCACAAUGCCAUGGAAAAAUUCUUAUCUUUGAUUCCCUUUCUUGCAUCAAAUGAGAACAUCCAACUAAGCGAAGUUGAGUGGGGAAAAGAAUUUGCUGAUGUCCCUGUAACCUCACAGUUGCGAGUAUUGACAGGUUUCCUGCUACGAGAAAUCAAAGAUUUUUGGCGAGUUGCCUUGCUGGUGUCUACUUUGUUGUAUAAAAUUGAAUGCACUGAAGAUCUUAAAAACAAGAACUUUCACCUUGACGAGCUAAGAGAUACUUUUAAAGCAGUUGAGAGUGCUAUAACUGAACUAGGUCUUGAGAAAAUAUGGGAAGUAAAACCUCUGGUUAACGGGUCGGAAAUUAUUAAGGUUUUGCAGCUUAGAUCUGGAGGACCGGUUGUUAGAGAAUGGCAACAAAAACUGCUUGCUUGGCAACUGGCUAAUCCCUCCGGGACUUCCGAGGAAUGCCUCGAAUGGAUGAAAGAAACUCAUUCUAAACGUGUGAAGAUGGAGUGAUUGUUAUGCCAUCAGCAAUAUCUACUUUUACAGAGAUUUAUUCUUUCUUUCUGCUUAGAAAAGAGCCUUUCUAGUUACAGCUAUUAGGAAUUCAAGCUGCUAAUUCCCAUUAUAGAGUGACAGUCAAUUCUAUUAGUUAUAUCUUUUAUCAUUUUCCAGCUUAGCUGUAAAUUAUGUUGAGCGAAAAAUUUUACAGAAAAGAAAGACAAUGGAUCAUAGAUUUUUGAGUUGAAAUUGGAACUUAAAUAUUUGACAAAAGAGCAACAAUAUUACAUCUUCGCGUA
This is a messenger RNA of Ziziphus jujuba (common jujube), 2067 nucleotides long. RefSeq names its product tRNA nucleotidyltransferase cca2. NCBI's taxonomy places the organism in Eukaryota, Viridiplantae, Streptophyta, Magnoliopsida, Rosales, Rhamnaceae. Gene Ontology annotation, molecular function: ATP:3'-cytidine-cytidine-tRNA adenylyltransferase activity; RNA binding. The transcript has 15 exons. The record is from RefSeq and is a predicted model, not a curated record. The coding region runs from base 50 to 1783 and encodes 577 amino acids. Gene Ontology annotation, biological process: tRNA 3'-terminal CCA addition.